Lycium ferocissimum is the source of this 581-nucleotide messenger RNA. RefSeq names its product small ribosomal subunit protein uS11c-like. Gene Ontology annotation, biological process: maturation of SSU-rRNA from tricistronic rRNA transcript (SSU-rRNA, 5.8S rRNA, LSU-rRNA); translation; ribosomal small subunit assembly. The coding region runs from base 127 to 543 and encodes 138 amino acids. Gene Ontology annotation, molecular function: small ribosomal subunit rRNA binding; structural constituent of ribosome; mRNA 5'-UTR binding. The record is from RefSeq and is a predicted model, not a curated record. Gene Ontology annotation, cellular component: ribosome; mitochondrial small ribosomal subunit. The transcript has a single exon. Lineage: Eukaryota; Viridiplantae; Streptophyta; Magnoliopsida; Solanales; Solanaceae.
GAGACAUAAACAAAGACAGGGAUAAUCAGACUUGCCAGAAGAGCCGAUGUACAAAUAAAGAAUCUGUUUUGACAUGAAAUGGAUAUAUCCAUAUAUCUCUGACUCAUAUUUACGAGAUGAUAAAAUAUGGCAAAAGCUAUACCGAAAAUUAGUUCGCGUAGGAGUGGACGUAUUGGUUCACGUAAGGGUGCACGUAGAAUACCAAAGGGAGUUAUUCAUGUUCAAGCAAGUUUCAAUAAUACCAUUGUCACUGUUACAGAUGUACGGGGUCGAGUAGUUUCUUGGUCCUCUGCUGGUACUUCUGGAUUCAAAGGUACGAGAAGAGGAACACCGUUUGCUGCUCAAACCGCAGCAGCAAACGCUAUCCAUACAGUAGUGGAUCAAGGUAUGCAACGAGCAGAAGUCAUGAUAAAAGGUCCCGGUCUCGGAAGAGAUGCAGCAUUACGAGCUAUUCGUCGAAGUGGUAUACUAUUAACUUUCGUACGGGAUGUAACUCCUAUGCCACAUAAUGGCUGUAGACCUCCGAAAAAACGACGUGUAUAGAACUAAAUAAAGGCUGAAAGGGUUUCAAGAGAAAUAAA